GCGUCUGGGGGCGUGGUCAGAUGCGCAGAUGCACUUCUUAAUUCACCGGCACCCGGCGCUACUUGUUGAAAGUUAAAACUUUUGUUAUGGCUGUCUGUCCGAUACACGAUUCACGUGUUUAGCAGCUUCGGCGAGGUCAAAGCUGAAAUCGCCAAGAAGAGGCCUAUCUUGGUGUUCUUGGACGAAUUUAGGGACCAAAACGUGCUGGCCUUCAUGCUGCAAGGAAAAGAUUGCUUCAUUGCAAUUCCGCCCAUCUCUCGAGACUGUUAUUGCGCAUACAGAGCUUAACUUCGAGUUGUUGUCUUUGGAGUCACGUACAUAAUACCUGCAGUCAUCUUUUUGCACUUAAAACUGACCUGACUAAAAAUGACCAAGUUCAAGGUCAACUCAUUGUUGCUGCCCAUGAAGGCCCAUUACUUCUUAUUCAACGGAGGCACAGCACCUGUUGUUCCGUUCAUGUCAACUUUUGCCAAGCAACUCGGCUUCUCUUCAGUUGUUGUGGGCACCCUGUACACGGUUCUCCCAGUGGCUGGCAUGAUUGCCAAGCCGCUCUUCGGCGGCCUUGCCGACCGGCUCAAAUGGCACAAAAAGUUCUUCAUGACUUUUCUAGCCCUCACUGGCAUUCUUUUCUUUUUAAUUAAUUUCACUCCUGGCACUGAGCUGACUCCUAGAGAGUCUGGCAUUGAUCUUGACUGUGGCUUAGAAACCUUUUUUAAGACAUGCAACCAGACUGACAAUUGUGCCCUGACCAGGCUGCUGGCUAAUACCGGCAACAAAACCAUACGGUGUCAAAUUGACUGUCCUACGGUUUCUGGAAAUGAAUGGAAUACAGAUUUGUGUCAAAGUUGGGGCUUAAGCCAAUAUUGCAAGAGCGCCGCUGACCACAGUUUGUCAUUUGAAGCAUCAGUUCCUAUGAUCCAUACCAUGCAAGUUAAGGACUGCCUCUAUUUCCGCGUGAAAACGGCAAUUUUUGAGGAAAAGAGUGUUAUUCCGUACUGCAAUAACUCCAUCUCAACAUCUCCCUGCCGUGUUACAUGCAAGGAGCCUGUAGUAAAUGACGUCCUCAAUGUAAGAACUGAAGAGGCAUCCGCAACUAGCUGGAGUUUUAUUUAUUUUGCCUUUCUUAUGCUCACGGCUUGGAUUUCAAUGGCCGUGGUCACAAGCAUUGGCGACGCUAUUUGCUUUGAUUUACUUGGCAGCAAACCUGAAAAUUAUGGAAAGCAGAGAGUCUGGGGCUCGAUUGGCUGGGGUGUUUUUUCCGUCCUGGCUGGUUUCCUUGUCGACGAGUUCAGCAAGGGCCGCACUGAAAAAAAUUACUCCGUCGUGUUUUACAUGACGAUAGUAAUCAUUGCCCUGGACUUUUUAGUCAGCACCAGACUGAAGGUGUCUCACACGCAAAUGUCAGCCAGUAUUGUUCGAGACAUAGGCCGCUUACUGUCUCGACCUGAAAUCAACAUCUUCCUUAUUUGGUGUAUCGCAGUCGGAAUGUGCACUGCUCUCAUUUGGAACUUUUUAUUUUGGUUCCUGGAAGACCUUGCUGCAGCUCAAGGUUGCUCUUCACUGGAGUGGAUAAAAACCCUUCAAGGUCUAGUGAUGGGAAUCCAGUGCUUUGGCGGUGAACUGCCGUUCUUUUUCAUAUCAAGCUGGGUGCUGAAAACAAUCGGCCACAUCCACGCAAUGUCUAUGGUGUUGUUCGGCUUGAGCCUCCGCUUCUUUCUUUACUACUGGCUGGUGAACCCCUGGUGGGUGUUGCCCAUUGAGCUGCUGAACGGAGUAACGUUCGGUAUUUUUUAUGCCACGAUGACCUCGUACGCCAGCAAGGUUGCACCUCCUGGCACUGAGGCGACUAUCCAGGGACUAGUCGGCGCUGUUUUUGAAGGAAUAGGCGUAUCCAUGGGCAGCUUGAUUGGUGGGAUCCUGUUCAACGAUAUUGGAGGUGCUAACACCUUCCUCGCCUACUCAAUCGCGACAUUUGUGCUCUUUUGCCUGCACGUUGCAGUACAACCGUUGAUGCGCCGCUCCAAUGCUGCCGACUGGCAACCACAGGAGGAAGUCAAAGAACCAGCUGCCGAUUUAUAAAUUAAAAAUCUGACUACAUCACACUUAUUGAAUAUGCAUUGACUGCGAUGUACGCGUCACCUCAGGAUGCGAUUCAAAUGUUGGAUGAGCAGCAGGAUGAGUUGACAGCAAGAUAGAAGAGUAGCGUAAAUAUAUUAGAUUUCCUCUCAAAGACUAGAUUUCAUUCCUAAAUAGUAAUUAGUAACCAAACGCCACCGCCUGCCACUUUUGCUCAAGAAUACACACGAAUUUAUUGUUAUUCUCAUUCAAUAUCUGCAAGAGUAUUUUUUGCUUUCUAAAACCAUCCAAAUGGGAUGGCUUCUUAAGUAGUUUUAUUACAUAUCCAGAGGGGCGAUUGUAGUCGUUUUCAAAUAAUGUGUUGUGUGCGUCAUUGUAAUUUUUUACAGCCAGAGGGCUAAAAAAUAUUUUUGGGUACUUUGGCUCUCUUGUUAGUCAGAUUUUCUAAAAUUUUAUUUACUAUAAUUUUUUAAUUCGGAUAUUUUCUCUAGCUUGUUACAAUGACAAUAGAAACAUAGAAUUAUUUUCUGAUAUUUAAAAAGACUUUACUUUUUCAUAGAAUAUUAUUAUGCAUAACAAUAUUUUUCUGAAUAUUUUGUACUGUUUUGUGGUAGUUCAAAAAAAUUAAAUAUAAUAAAAUGUACAGUUGCAAUUUGAA
Messenger RNA from Cloeon dipterum, 2734 nucleotides. It is a transcript of the gene Sugb, whose product is annotated as Sugar baby. The transcript is spliced from 12 exons. Bases 367 to 2079 code for a protein of 570 amino acids. NCBI's taxonomy places the organism in Eukaryota, Metazoa, Arthropoda, Insecta, Ephemeroptera, Baetidae. The record is from RefSeq and is a predicted model, not a curated record. Gene Ontology annotation, cellular component: membrane.